This is a messenger RNA of Cucurbita maxima (winter squash), 2597 nucleotides long. RefSeq names its product two-component response regulator-like APRR2. The coding region runs from base 388 to 2070 and encodes 560 amino acids. Lineage: Eukaryota; Viridiplantae; Streptophyta; Magnoliopsida; Cucurbitales; Cucurbitaceae. Gene Ontology annotation, biological process: phosphorelay signal transduction system; positive regulation of DNA-templated transcription. The record is from RefSeq and is a predicted model, not a curated record. Gene Ontology annotation, cellular component: nucleus. Gene Ontology annotation, molecular function: transcription cis-regulatory region binding; DNA-binding transcription factor activity. The transcript has 13 exons.
AGGCCACUAAGCCGGUGCCCUGAAAAAGCAAUAUUGAUCUCUUGCAUAUUCCCUGGUCCGUGACGUUAUAUGUGAGCUGCUGGGGCUGCACCUGCUCUUCAUAUCCUUCGCUCUCUCUCUCUCUCUCUCUCUCUCUCUCUCACUCCUCUCUAGCGGGUCUGGGAAGAACGAGGGCUCUGUUUCACAAGACCAGACCCAUUGGCUCUCUCUGCAAAGCUUAUCUCUUUAUGUACUAUCAGCUACUCAACCAGUCAUGUCUGUUUAGCUUAGAUCAAUGGCUGAUUACAUGAUCCUGACAGUUUCAAUGGACAACAUGUUUUCCCUAAGUUGCAGAGAGUUCAUUUGGAGCUGAAAAGCGGCGAUUCGAGAAACGAUGCGCUACGAGCUAUGGUUUGCACUGCUAGUGAUUUACAGGGGUGGAAGGAUUUUCCUAAGGGCCUUAGAGUUCUUCUCCUUGAUGGAGAUAGCAGUUCUUCAGCUGAGAUAAGAACAAAGCUUGAGGAAAUGGAGUAUGUUGUUGUGACUUACUGCAAUGAGAAUGAUGCAUUGUCAGCCAUUUCGAGCAAGCCCGAUACCUUUCAUGUCGCCAUUGUGGAGGUAACGACGAGCAGUCACGAUGGGAAUUUUAAGUUUCUUGAAGCUGCCAAGGACUUGCCUACCAUUAUGAUUUCGAAUAUCCAUUGCCUAAGCACGAUGAUGAAGUGCAUAGCGCUAGGUGCGAUUGAGUUCCUUCAGAAACCGCUGUCAGAGGACAAACUGAGGAAUAUUUGGCAACAUGUUGUUCAUAAGGCGUUCAAUGCAGGCGGUAGCGCCGUUCCCAGUUCUUUAAAGCCUAUCAAAGAAUCCGUUGCCUCCAUUCUGCACCUAGAAUCAGAAAACAGUGAAAACGAUAAUCCAGUCCCGAAAGAGUUAGAAAUAUCGAGCAGUGAUGAUGACAAUGAUCGUGAACUACUAGAAGGAAGUGAUAAGUAUCCAGCUCCUUCAACUCCUCAGCAGAAGCACGGUAUGCGGCUGGUGGACGAUGGCGACUGCCAGGAUCAAUUGAACUGCUUGCUCGAAAAAGAGUGCGCGGAGCAAGACGGGGAAUCUAAAUCUGUCGAAACUACUUGUAUCAAUUCGCUUGGUGAAGGCAUUUCCCAAGUGGAGAACACUCAGUUACCUGACAAAGAAGGAAUAAAAGAGGAAGAGAACUCUGCUGAUGGCUGUGGGGCUGCGAGUAACGAUGAUCACGAGAUACAUGAUCAAGACAUCAUUAGCAGUUCCGAAGAAAACAAGAGCAAAGCAUGUGGUCUUGGUAAUUCGAGUGGGACGAAAGUUAGUAGGAAGAAGAUGAAGGUAGACUGGACACCCGAACUGCACCGAAAGUUCGUACAGGCAGUUGAACAACUCGGAGUGAAUCAAGCAAUUCCUUCUCGAAUUCUCGAGCUGAUGAAAGUUGAAGGCUUGACAAGGCAUAAUGUAGCAAGUCAUCUUCAGAAGUAUCGGAUGCACAAGAGACAUAUCUUGCCAAAACAAGACGACUCGAGUUGGUCUCAUUCAAAGGAUCCAAUGAGGAAGAACUGCUAUCCACAGAGACCUGUGAUGGCCUUCCCUCCUCCUUAUCAUUCAAAUCAUGUAAUGCCAGUGGCUCCGAUCUACCCGCCGUGGGGUCAUAUGGCAUGCCCCUCGCCCAGUGUCCAAAUGUGGGUGUCGCCCGGUUAUCCGUCCUGGCAACCACAAGAAAUUUGGCCAUGGAAGUCAUAUCCUGGGAUGUAUGCUGAUGCAUGGGGUUGCCCUGUGACACCACCUCCUCAUAGCCCUCUCCCUUCUCAUCCUCCUCAACAGCCUAUUUUCAGAUUUGAAAAUGCAGACGCACAUGAUAAAAGCUAUGGCAUUGCGUUCAAUCCGAUGGAACUUCAACUGGCUGAUGAAGAAAUUGACAAAGUGGUGAUAGAGGCAAUCAGUAAGCCAUGGUUACCAUUGCCAUUGGGGCUAAAGCCACCUUCAACAGAAAGUGUACUGUCUGAGCUCUCAAGACAAGGCAUCUCAACCGUCCCUUCUCAAAUCAACGGCUCUAAACUACUCCAAUAACAGUCUUUCAAAAGCUCAUUUGGGCCCUUCCACUGUCUGAGCUGAUUUGGACCAUCUGAUUUUCAUCAUCUGCAAUAAAAAAAAGAAAAAAGAAAAAAGAGAGGGAAGGGACAAGUGGAGCCCAAAAUCAAGAUUGGCACGUGCAGGGUCGGGUGGGGGUGUCCCUGAAAUGUGGGGCUGUGAUCCACUGUUUCAUCAGUCCAUUUUGCAAUGGACGACUGAGGAAGAGCCACGAAGGUGAGUUUGAGAACACAAGUUUGAGGUGUGGCUGUGAGGAUAGCAGAAAAAGGAGGGGCGUGGUGGGUUGGUGAGUGUUGGAGUAGUGGAGGAUGAAAUAAUUGAAUUCAUUAGAUUUUUUUAGAGAGAGAUAGAGAGGGAGAGAAGAUGAGAUGAUGAUGGUGAUGUGUUCUUUUCUGAUGGGACCAUAAUUUGAGACUUUCUUCAAUAAUGUAAAAUGACUAUGAACUUUUGGUGCCAUAUUGUUUGUUUCCUUUAGGAUAAUAAAGUUUUGAUAGGAACUGUUUUGU